AUACAUACCAUCGUCGAUAUGUCUGAUAAGUCCAGUGCUAGCUCAUCACAUUCGCUACGUUCUCGAGGCACUGUCGAUGUGGUAUCGGCCGCUGCCUUUAGCGCAACCCGCAAGCCUCCUGCCAUGUGGACAAAAGCAGAGGAAGGCGCCUUUCUGGACUUCCUCCUGCUUGCCCUACCUUCGUCCGGAGAUGGAGGCUUCAAGAUGCCUGCCUUUAAUCAGGCAUCCGCCAAUCUUAAGCUCAAAUUCCCGCAUCAGAGAGGUGCGGAAAAGAGUGGUCUAGUUUGCAAGACCAAAUGGCAAGCGCUAAAAAAAGCAUACCACAGCGUUAUCGAAAUCAAGUGUACGUCGGGCUUUACGUGGAGUCACGAGCACGGAGCAGGUAUCACGGAUAGAAAAGACGAUGUUUGGGCACGCUUUGUCAAGACACACCCUCAUGCGAAGCCCUUCAUGAUGAAGGGCUUCGAGCACUUCGAAAUCAUGGAACAACUGAUUCCAAGCAAAGCCAAAGGCUCGCAUGUAUUCCGACCCACCGCCACCAGCAAUGUGCCUCAGGAUUCUACUGCCUCCACACCACCUUUGAUCCCCACCGCCUCUACACCACCUUUGAUCCCCACUGCAAUCGAUAAUGCCACUUGGGGGCCGCCAUCGUCAGUAGAUCCCGACUCCCUCGAAGUACCUCCUCCCUCUACCUUCCUCUGUCCAUCCACCGAAGGUUCUACCGACUCGGUAUGGACCAGCAUUAGCCAUGGAAAGCGCAAAUUCAGCGCUAUUGCUCCUGGAUCUGCUGCGAGUUCCCAGAAAUGGAGUCGGCUGCCAUCUGCCACGCUGUUAGUGCAGCAGGAGGGUACCGAAACGAUGAAGAACCUCGUUGAGGUCGUGCGUGAGAUGCAGAAAAACCUCGUAUUAGCUCCACCGCAACCGCCGGUGCAACCACAGCCCUCCACACACGUUGGGAGGGCUAUUUCUUUACUUAAUAUGUACACGGACCUUACCAGUAAAGAGCGGUUAGCCAUCACGAACUUUUUAGCCGAACACGAAAACCAGGCCAUUAUUUUUUAUUCGUUGGACGAGGUGACAAGGCUCGAGUGGUUGGAAGAGAAACGAGUCCUUUGUGGUGUACAAAAUUUGUAUAGUAUCUGUAACUACGGCAAUGGGAGACCCCUUCGUUUGCGCUCCUCGAGAUAA
Suillus discolor is the source of this 1188-nucleotide messenger RNA. RefSeq lists its product as uncharacterized. The record is from RefSeq and is a predicted model, not a curated record. Bases 19 to 1188 code for a protein of 389 amino acids. The transcript is spliced from 4 exons. Lineage: Eukaryota; Fungi; Basidiomycota; Agaricomycetes; Boletales; Suillaceae.